This is a messenger RNA of Carassius gibelio (silver crucian carp), 2431 nucleotides long. RefSeq names its product E3 SUMO-protein ligase ZBED1-like. The record is from RefSeq and is a predicted model, not a curated record. NCBI's taxonomy places the organism in Eukaryota, Metazoa, Chordata, Actinopteri, Cypriniformes, Cyprinidae. Gene Ontology annotation, molecular function: DNA binding. The transcript is spliced from 2 exons. The coding region runs from base 141 to 1718 and encodes 525 amino acids.
AAUCUGCGCGCUUAAGAGGCGUGUUUAGAUCAUGUCAGGUUGUGAGUGGCGAAUCACCACUUUUAAUAAUAGUCUGUAGGCGUGUCAUUAUCAACGACCAGAUUAUCCACUGAUACGUCUCAUGUCAUGUUAAUUUCAUCAUGUCUGCUGAUAGAGCAACAUCCGAUUCCGACAACGUGCAAAGUGCUCAUCCACAAUUAGAACCGAAAAGAAAAGCAACAUCAGUGGUGUGGAAUUAUUUCACCAGGGAUGAUGUCGAUCAGCGUGUUAUACUGUGUAAACUGUGUCGAUCAACUGUUUCUGCACCAUCAAGCAACACCACAAAUUUAUACAACCAUUUAAAAUUCAACCACAGAGUGCAAUACGAGGAGUGUCUCAGCGUAAAAAAAAAAGCGCCAAGUGAUGCGAGAACUGCAACACAGACACCCAUCACGAAAUCUUUGUUUAAUGCUACUCCGUACCCGGCAGGUUCCCAAAAGCAGAUCGAGAUAACUGAAGCGAUCGCGCAUUUCAUUGCAAAAGACAUGGUGCCGAUUAAUACAGUUAGCAGCGCGGGGUUUAAAAAACUCAUAAACACACUGGACAAGAGAUACGUCAUCCCCUCCCGCAAUUAUUUUUCUCAAGUUGCGCUGCCUUCACUUUAUUCAAAAUGCCGGGAAAGCAUUGAAUCAGAUCUGCAGAAAAUUGAGUUCUAUUCCACCACGACUGAUUUAUGGUCGAGUAGAACUAUGGAACCAUAUAUGAGCCUUACGGUUCAUUACAUUGAUGACGAGUUUCAACUCAAAACCAGAUGCUUGCAAACGUCCUAUUUUCAGCAAGAUCAUACCGGGGAUGCGAUUGCUCAAGGAUUGAAAGAGAUGCUGGGUGCCUGGGAUUUAAAGGAGGAGCAACAAGUCUGUGUCACAACAGACAACGCAGCAAAUAUAGUGAACGCUAUUGCUAUCAAUAAGUGGAGCAGACUUCAGUGUUUUGGACACAGGCUGCACCUAGCAAUUGAACAUUCUUUGAAAGAUGGACGGAUUGACCGUGCACUAAAUGUCUGCAAAAAGGUGGUAGGGUGCUUCUCCUAUAGCUGGAGACGAAGGAGGGAGUUGUCCGAGGCCCAGAAAGAGCUCAAGUUACCUCAACACAAGCUCAAGACUGAGUGUCCGACAAGAUGGGGCUCAAAACAAGCAAUGAUCGCCAGGGUAUUGGAACAACAGAGUGCCAUUUCUUUUGUUCUCUCCGCGGACAGAAAAGCCAGACACCUUGUCCCCACAUGGCAGGAUGUAGAGGUCCUUGAGGCGGUCAACAACUCCCUUUCUCCACUUGCUGAAUUCACGGAUGCUCUUUCAGGAGAGCAAUAUGUAAGUGUGUCAUAUGUGAAGCCUGUUCUUCAUUUGUUCAACAAUAAAAUCUUGGCAGAGAAAGAGGGAGAAACAGAACUGUCAAAAUGCAUCAAGAAAAAGAUCCUGGACUACCUGAAUAAUAAGUAUGAUGAUCCACUGACUCAAGAAUUGCUUGACAUGGCUUCUGCAAUUGAUCCCAGAUUCAAGCUCAAGUACGUCAAUGAGAACAGAGUUGAAGCUGUCAAGACUCGUUUGAGAGCUGAAAUGGCAUCAAUAUCUACUACAGUCAAGGUAAUUAUCAUAGGCUGUGUGUGCCAUUUAUAUUUUGUUUGGGCCAUUCUCAGUAUUAAUUUAAAAUUACUAAAUAGUCCUUACUAUACUAGUACAUGACAUUAUAUUUGAUGAGUUAAACAAAAUUUUUGCCUUUGUUUAAUUAAAAGCCUCAACCAUCAGUGACUGUUAGAGAGGAUGCAGAUGACCAAAAUGCUCCAGCACUAAAGAAGACCAAAAAAACACUGGGCAGCUUCUUUAAAGUAGAUGAGGACCAGAGGCCAGCAUCGCCAUCUCUCAAUCUCCAAGACAUGGCCAUUACUGCAGAGCUACAGUCUUAUUUUCUAUCUGCUGCUGUUGAUAGUGAGGAGGAUCCUUUGGUCUGGUGGAAGGAACAUGCAAAACAAUUCCCAGCACUAUCCAAGUUGGCACAAAAGUAUUUGUGCAUUCCUGCCACAAGCUCUCCCUCGGAAAGAGUUUUCAGCACUGGAGGAAACAUUGUGAAUUGUUUGCGUGCAUCCCUAAAGCCUGAAAGUGUGGACAGGCUUGUGUUCCUAGCCAAAAAUCUUUAAAAGUCUAACUUGAUGUCGUUCAUUCCUGAAACCUUGAAGUGUUUUUAUGUCUUGUGUUCUAGGCCAAAAUACUUCAUAUGGCAAACUCAGUUUUUUUCUUUCUACAGGUUAUCUUGAGUUUUUCUAUUGUUUUAAUUUUAGUUUUACUAUAAUACCAUGCAUACUAUUGCAUAUUUGCACUUUUUUUUUUAUUUAAAGAAACCAAACCAAUGUAGAAAAGCAAUAAAAGUUUUUCAGGAAGAGUGUUUUCAGCUUGGUUUU